This is a messenger RNA of Cydia amplana, 491 nucleotides long. RefSeq lists its product as uncharacterized. The transcript has 4 exons. Bases 12 to 491 code for a protein of 159 amino acids. The record is from RefSeq and is a predicted model, not a curated record. Lineage: Eukaryota; Metazoa; Arthropoda; Insecta; Lepidoptera; Tortricidae.
AAGAAGUGAACAUGUUCAUAAACGUAGUGUAUAAGGAUGCUCCGGAGUUGUCUACGGUGCCUCGCCGGCCUUCCAACGAGCCCGACCCAUCGCAGGAAAAGACGUUGCUCGUCAACCCAGACUGUCCAGUGCGAAUAAUGCUAGAAUACAUCCGCAAGCAAUGCAAGCUGGGCUCCUUCACCGCAUUCGACCUUUGCGACGAGAGCGGUCGCCUACUGGGUCUGUUUAACAUGGAGACCUAUGCCUACGCAACCGGCCGGUUUGAACACAAGAAGGUUUACUACAUCAUUGUCUUAAAGGCGGAAUCGGAUCGCCUGCUGACGAUUCUGCCGCAACUGAACAAGGAGAACCGGUUCUACGAGGAACUGAAGCAGCGGGUGAAGGCUUUCAUUUCAGCCAACCCCUCUUCUCGUACUACUUCCAGGAACUCGGUGUCGGUGAAAAACAUGAGGACACGAAACUCGCCGCCGCCGCCCAAGAAUAAGAAAUAA